CCAAGACCAAACAUCACGCGCCAGGGCCGUCGAGUCGUUGGAGGAACCCGACGCCUUUUGUUUUGCUACCACCCGCAGUCGCUGCUUUUCUUUUUCCUUUUUCUUCUCCUCUCUACCAACGCUCCUCGUCAGAAACGCAAUGGCUUCCAAGGCCAUGUGGGAGGUCGAUCCCGAGACCCGGUCCAAGUUGGCUGCUCUGCAAAAGGAAUCCAAGAACAAUGUCUGCUGCGACUGCAAUGCCCCGUCGCCACAGUGGGCGUCGCCCAAGUUUGGCAUCUUCAUCUGCUUGACGUGCGCCGGCGUCCACCGCGGGCUCGGCGUCCACAUCUCCUUUGUCCGAAGCAUAUCCAUGGACGCCUUCAAGGCCAACGAGAUUGAGCGCAUGCGCCUGGGCGGCAACGAGGGCUGGAGGAAGUUUUUCGAGGAGCACGAGGACACCAAGAUGAGGGGACUUACCUGGGACGAUGCCACCAUUGCCGAGCGGUACAGCGGCGAGGUUGGCGAAGAGUGGAAGGAGAGGCUGUCAUGCAAGGUCGAGGGACGAGAGUACGUUCCCGGCGAGAAGAGGCCCGUCACCACACAGUCGACUCCCGCCGCUGCGAAGCCGUCUACCCCCCUCGGCGGCUCCGCAAACCGAAGCCAGAGCCCCCAGCAGGGCGGAAAGGUCAAGGUGGACGACAAGUAUUUCGCCAAGCUGGGAGCAGACAAUGCCUCACGGCCCGAUGGCCUUCCUCCCAGUCAAGGCGGAAAGUAUGCCGGCUUCGGAAAUAUGCCUACUUCUAACCAGUCCAGCCAGGGAGGUAUAAUGCCGGGGUUUGACGAUUUGCAAAAGGACCCAAUGGGCGCCAUUACCAAGGGAUUCGGCUGGUUUGCCUCCACCGUGUCCAAGACUGCUAAGACGGUGAAUGAUGGAUACAUUCAGCCCACCGCGAAGAGCAUUGCCGAUGGUGAGUUUGCCAAGCAGGCCCAGUUGACGGCCGCCCAGCUUGCCAAACAGGCACAGCUUGCCGGCAAGAACGCACAAGAGGGCUUCACCAGAUUUGUCGAAGGCCCCGAGUCUACCAAGCGAAACGCACCUCUGGAUGCUAGCCGCAAGGACUUUUGGGAUGACUUCUCCAGCUUAGCUGAACAGCAGAAACCGAACAAUGCCAUCGGCACAAGUGCUAUAGGCAUGGGCAAGAAGACGGCUCCGGGAGCCCCAGCCCAGAAGCCCAAGAGUGGCGACGAGUGGGAUGAUUGGUAAACAGUUGAAAUGAUUUCAUGUUUGCUGGCGUUGGAGUACUAUGGCCUGAAGAGAUACACUUUUUUGACGAAAUAUGAGCGUUUGGAAUAAAUUGACAAGACGAUAGCCGUCAUCCAAGACACGAUGGCCCAUAUACCAAUUAUGACGAGUGGCCUCGAGGCGAAUCCAGGGCGUUGAACGAGCCUGGAUGGAGCAACGACAUGAUGAAAGCCGCUGAGACAAGCCUGCUAUAGAGGUAUACACCAUCUUAUAUGUAUACCUGCUGCUCAGACCACAAUAAGAGGGUAUUACUGGGGAAGAUUGCGGCUGGAGGAGAAAGAUUCAUGUAUAUACAAGAUGCAUCUAAAUAUUAAUUCAUUUUUCCCAUUCAAUAUUAUUUCC
Molecule: messenger RNA, 1624 nt
Organism: Trichoderma harzianum CBS 226.95
Lineage: Eukaryota; Fungi; Ascomycota; Sordariomycetes; Hypocreales; Hypocreaceae
Exons: 3
Coding region: 140-1243 (367 amino acids)
Biological process (GO): regulation of ARF protein signal transduction; regulation of endocytosis
Cellular component (GO): Golgi membrane
Molecular function (GO): GTPase activator activity
Source: RefSeq, a predicted model, not a curated record